CCCUCAUUUCCCCUAAUCCCGUCUCCCGGCCAGUGAUCGCUCUGCCACCAAAACCCUAACCCUUGAUUAAUCCGAUCGAGAGAAGGAGGAAGAAAGGGUUGGAGAUGGGGGAGGGGGAAGCGCUGGAGAGGCUGGGAUCGGACGGGAUGGAGUCGUGCAUGAAGGGGGACCUGGGGAUCGAGAUCGAAGCGCCGCCGUGCCGGGAGAGCGCCGCCACGGCGGAGGACUGGAGGAAGGCUCUUGGGAAGGUCGUGCCGGCGGUGGUCGUCCUCCGGACCACCGCUACACGGGCAUUCGAUACGGAGUCCGCCGGCGCGAGCUACGCCACCGGCUUCGUCGUCGACAAGGGCCGCGGCAUCAUCCUCACGAAUCGCCACGUCGUCAAGCCCGGUCCCGUGGUUGCAGAGGCUAUGUUUGUUAAUCGGGAGGAAAUUCCAGUCUUUCCAAUAUACAGGGAUCCCGUACAUGAUUUUGGCUUCUUUCGCUAUGACCCUGGAGCAAUCAAGUUUCUGAACUAUGAGGAGAUCCCCCUCAUGCCUGAAGCUGCUUGUGUUGGACUAGAGAUACGGGUUGUUGGCAAUGAUAGUGGUGAAAAAGUCUCGAUUUUGGCUGGAACUCUUGCUCGCCUUGAUAGAGAUGCACCUCAUUAUAAGAAGGAUGGAUAUAAUGACUUCAAUACAUUCUACAUGCAGGCGGCAUCUGGGACAAAAGGAGGCUCAAGUGGUUCUCCUGUCAUUGACUACCAAGGAAGAGCUGUUGCCUUGAAUGCUGGGAGCAAGUCUUCCAGUGCUUCUGCAUUUUUCCUCCCCUUAGAACGAGUUGUGAGAGCAUUAAAAUUAAUUCAAGAGAGUUGGAAUGUGUUUGGAACCAAGCCAGAUGCUGUUACCAUUCCACGCGGUACACUUCAGGUGACUUUUCUGCAUAAAGGAUUUGAUGAAACACGACGACUGGGACUACAAGCGGAAACAGAACAAAUGGUGAGGCAUGUUUCUCCUGCUGGCGAGACAGGAAUGUUGGUUGUUGAUUCUGUGGUACCUGGAGGUCCCGCUUAUAAACAACUGGAGCCUGGUGAUGUGUUAGUCUGUGUGAAUGGGGAGGUUGUUACGCAGUUUCUUAAACUGGAGACCUUACUUGAUGACAGCAUUGACGGGGAGAUAGAUUUGCAGAUUGAAAGAGGGGGAAGUUCCUUGACAGUGAAGUUGAAGGUUCAGGAUUUGCAUUCUAUUACUCCAAAUCACUUCUUGGAAGUGAGUGGUGCUGUUGUCCACCCUCUCUCAUAUCAGCAGGCUCGAAAUUUUCGUUUCAAAUGUGGUCUUGUAUAUGUUGCAGAUACAGGGUAUAUGCUCUCUCGAGCAUCUGUUCCACGACAUGCCAUUAUCAAGAAGUUUGCAGGAGAAGAAAUAUCAAAUUUGGAGGACUUCAUCUCAGUCCUUGCCAAAUUAUCUAGAGGUGCUCGGGUUCCUUUAGAAUAUGUCAGCUACAUGGAUCGCCAUCGAAAUAAGUCCGUAUUGGUCACAGUUGAUCGUCAUGAAUGGUAUGCUCCUCCUCAGAUAUAUACCCGUAAUGAUAGCACAGGGUUGUGGAUGGCUUCGCCAGCAAUACCAUCAGAUCCUCCUGUAUUUGCUUCAUCUUUUCAUUGUGGUGGAUCAGACAUGAGGUCUAGUACAGAGGCAUCGAUGGUUGAUUCUGGUCUGCUGGAUCAUGACUAUCAAAAUAACAAUGAAAAUGGGGCAGAUGGUUGUGUUAGAAUGCAGACUGAUGAUGAAAAUAUUAUUGAGAAGUCACACACUGGUGAACAUGCCAUUAAUGAGAAAAAAAGGCGACGGAUAGAACAGGAUUCAGCAGUAGAAGGAAGCAUUUUGUCUAAUGGAACCGCAAGUGAGCUUAAAGAACAGGCUUUUGGGCAUCCACUGAACUUGGAAAACACUAACCUUUCACAUGAUCAGGGCACAGUCACAACUAAUGCAUCAAUGGCAGAGCAGGUGAUAGAGCCCACUCUUGUGAUGUUUGAGGUUCAUGUGCCACCAUCUUGUAUGCUCGAUGGUGUGCACUCUCAACAUUUUUUUGGAACUGGAGUCAUAAUAUAUCAUUCAGAAAACAUGGGCUUAGUAGCUGUUGACAAAAACACAGUUGCUGUAUCCGUCUCUGACGUAAUGCUUUCAUUUGCUGCUUAUCCUAUGGAAAUUCCUGGGGAGGUUGUUUUUCUGCACCCUGUUCACAACUAUGCACUUGUUGCCUACAAUCCUUCUGCUCUGGGAGCAGGUGCUUCCGUUGUUCGUGCAGCUGAACUUCUUCCUGAACCUGCUUUGAGAAGAGGGGAUUCUGUAUAUCUGGUUGGGCUAAGUAGAAGUUUACAGGCAACAUCAAGAAAAUCAACUGUUACCAAUCCCUGUGCUGCAUUGAAUAUUGGAUCUGCUGAUUGCCCACGAUAUCGAGCAACCAAUAUGGAAGUCAUUGAGCUUGAUACUGAUUUUGGUAGUACUUUUUCUGGUGUGCUUACUGAUGAGCAUGGAAGGGUCCAGGCAUUGUGGGCAAGCUUUUCUACUCAGUUGAAGUAUGGUUGUAACUCUUUGGAAGAUCAUCAAUUUGUUAGAGGCAUACCCAUAUAUGCAAUCAGUCAAGUCCUUGAGAAGAUAAUCUCUGGUGUGCCAGGACCACUUCUUCUUAUUAAUGGCAUAAAAAGGCCAAUGCCUCUUGUCAGAAUCCUAGAGGUGGAGCUUUAUCCAACCUUGCUUUCUAAGGCCAGAAGUUUUGGACUGAGUGACAGUUGGGUACAGGCUCUUGCCAAAAAGGAUCCAGUAAGAAGGCAAGUAUUGCGUGUUAAAGGUUGUUUGGCAGGAUCAAAAGCUGAAAGCCUGUUAGAGCAAGGAGACAUGAUCCUAGCGAUCAACAAAGAGCCAAUUACAUGCUUCCGUGAUAUAGAAAAUGCUUGCCAAGGUCUAGACAAAUGUGAAGAUACGGAUGGUGGACUUAUGAUGACUAUUUUUCGACAGGGUCAAGAAAAUGAUCUUAUCAUUGGAACGGACAUUAGAGAUGGCAAUGGCACAACACGCUUGGUGAAUUGGUGCGGAUGUAUAGUGCAAGAUCCUCAUCCAGCAGUACGUGCUCUUGGGUUUCUUCCUGAAGAAGGCCAUGGAGUGUAUGUGGCAAGAUGGUGCCAUGGGAGCCCAGUACAUAGGUAUGGUCUGUAUGCACUCCAAUGGAUAGUUGAAGUGAAUGGAAAACUAACGCCAGAUCUGGAAACCUUUGUGGAAGUAGCAAAGGGACUGGAACAUGGAGAGUUUGUGAGAGUUAGGACAGUCCAUUUAAAUGGGAAGCCUCGUGUGCUGACUCUGAAGCAGGAUCUUCACUACUGGCCUACAUGGGAGCUUAGAUUUGAUCCAGAGACUGCCAUAUGGCGCAGGAGAACAAUCAAAGAAUUAAAUAUAGUAUAGCACGAUAAUUAAAAGCCUGCAUCCAUAAGAUAAUUGUUGAAUCAAUCUUGGUCCGAAAGUUCUGCCAUCCCACUAUCUGUGGACAUGAGAUUAUACAACUGCAAUCUAUUGGCUGCUUGUAGAAUCAGAGUCGUAGUCUGCCUGCGGUGGAGUUGUGUUGUAAAUCUUCAGUAAUCCAUUACCUGUUUGCAGCAGUAUUUGAUAAUAUAUUGCUAAAGUUCAGAGAAGGCAAAAUAUAUGGUAUUUUGUAAAAUAACUAUUCAUAAUUUCAUAAUGUCACAUUUUUUUCACUAUUUUUUGUAUAAGAUCAUUUAUAUAAAAUUAAGGGUUUGCUAUUGUAUUGCACG
Molecule: messenger RNA, 3781 nt
Organism: Elaeis guineensis (African oil palm)
Lineage: Eukaryota; Viridiplantae; Streptophyta; Magnoliopsida; Arecales; Arecaceae
Product: protease Do-like 7
Biological process (GO): proteolysis
Molecular function (GO): protein binding; serine-type endopeptidase activity
Source: RefSeq, a predicted model, not a curated record